Molecule: messenger RNA, 3530 nt
Organism: Myodes glareolus (Bank vole)
Lineage: Eukaryota; Metazoa; Chordata; Mammalia; Rodentia; Cricetidae
Source: RefSeq, a predicted model, not a curated record
GCCUGUUGCCCCCUGGGUACAACGGGCGUCCAGGGUGUUUGUCCUCUGCCCCUUGGGGUAUGGUUCUGUUAAAGGAGCUCGGUGUCCCUGGUGAGGGAGGCCGCCUAUCGCAGCGAGGAAUGAUGAAGGGCUCCGCAGUAUAGCGCGGCAGAGGCGGCCGGGACGGAGGGGGGCGAGCGUGCCAGCGCAGAGACACAGCGGGGGGGCCACGAGACGCUGAACCCCGCCGGUCUGUGAAGGUCAUGGUUAGGAAGAAUUCUGAAUACAAUGAUAAACACAGUAUGCAUGAAGAUGGCUCAGAUCUUAAGACCACAACUAAUAAAUGCUUCACUGAUUCCUCACGGGGUAAAAAUGCUGUCAGAUCCUGGAUCUAGGAUGAUCUCAACCCAUAAAUCCAAGAAGAAGAUCAAAGAAUAUUAUAGGCUGCUGAAUCUAGAUGAAGGAUGCUCUGCAGAUGACGUCAGGGAGUCUUUUCAUAAGCUGGCCAGGCAGUAUCAUCCAGACAGCGGCUCUAAUAAUGCUGAUUCUGCAACAUUUAUAAAGAUCGAAGAAGCUUAUCGGAAUGUGCUUUCCCACGUGAUAGAACAAAGACAGGCCAGACAGAAUAAAGCUGAAGACACGGAAGAAGAAGACAAAUUCAAGUACAGUACACCUCAGCACCGGCAUUACUUAAGCUUCGAAGGUGUUGGCUUUGGGACACCAAGUCAGCGAGAGAAACAGUACAGACAGUUUAGGGCGGACCGUGCAACGGAGCAGGUGAUGGAAUAUCAAAAACAGAAACUUCAGAGGGAACACUUUGCCAAUAGCAUAACUGUCAAAGAUGUAAGACAGAGCAAAGAACAAAAGAUAACUCAAGCCAUAGAACGCCUGGUGGAGGACCUCAUCCAGGAAUCGAUGGCCAGAGGAGACUUCGACAACCUCACCGGGAAAGGAAAACCUCUGAAGAAGUUUUCUGGCUGUUCAUAUAUUGAUCCCAUGACUCACAACUUAAACAGAAUAUUGAUAGAUAAUGGAUACCAACCAGAGUGGAUUCUGAUGCAGAAAGAAAUCAAGGAUACCAUUGAGCAACUUCGAGAAGGACUGUUAGUAUCUAGGAAGAAACUUGGGACCCCUCUGACACCCGAAGGGCAGAAACAGUGGAAGCACACCUGUGAACAGUUUCAGGACAACAUCCAAAAGCUAAACAAGCGAAUCAGUGAUUUCAACCUGAUUGUUCCCAUCCUCACCAGGCAGAAAGUCCAUUUUGAUGCCCAGAAGGAAGUGAUCAGAGUCCAGAAAAUGUACGAGGCCUUCAUAGACACGAAAGAAAACACAGGGGAAAAGCCAGCCGACGUUAGCCAGGAAGAAGAGAAAGUGCCCAGAGUCAAGACAGGCUUUCUAAACUGGUUGGCUUUGUGGAAAUUCAUUAAAAUUUGACUCUUGACAUUCACGGUCAUUCCUGCUCUGGUCAGUCUUGAGUUGCCCUGACAGCAGCUGUAGAACCUGAGAUUGAUUGUUGUACCCAGGGACCUGAGAGUUGUGUGCCUUUGUAGUGUUUACAGAACUAAUCACACCCUGGUGAUAGAUGAGAAAAUUGUAAGAAACCAGCUUGAGAGAAAAUUCAGUCAGCAUUGCUAUAAAUAAGGCUGUGGCGAGAACAAGGUCCUCCUUCUGAAGGGAAGGUUGAGCCACAGCAGCCUGCAGGUGAUGGGUAGGACAGACUCCGAUCCUCGACUGCUCGGGGCGCUCCUGGAGACUCAGUGCACUUUGAAGCUCUAGGAACUUAAAAGCCGUCGCUGUUGACAUUUCUAAACGUAGGUAUUUAAACAACAAAACCAAAAGAUGCAUUUUGAAACACAAAACUGAAGAAGUCGUAAUGAGACUUAACCAACUAAAGUCUCCAAAUGAAAUUUAAAAAUCUCAAGGAAAAAAAAGAAGGGAUGGAGAAACAGCGGGGGAGGUGGGCAAGGGUUAAGAGUGCUUAGUCCUUGCUGCUCUUGCAGAGAACCAGAGUUCAAUUCCCAGCACCCAUGUCAGGUUGCUCACAACUGCCUCGAACUCCAGCUUCAGGGAUUCAGUGUUCUCUUUGGCCUCUGUUGACACCUGCGUGUGUGUGUGCGUGUGUGUGUGCCUGUGCUUACACACAUAGAUAUACAUACACAUAAAUAUUAUUAAAUUAAAAAUCUCCAGAUGACAGAUAGUUUUUGCAGGUUUGCUACUGUAUAUUUCUGAGCUUUAGCUCCAGAUUGUUGAAAAGCUUUUGGAUCACCUGCUGGAUGGAGGAAAACUGAAGGUCAGGAAAUAGCCUGCUGGGACUCUUGUAUUUACUUCCCUGUGGGCACUAGACAAAGAAACAGCCAAGCAAGUACAGGAGCUAACUUAAGAUCCACUGGCUACAGAGGUUCAUCUUAAACUAGUUGAUUUAAAAGUUCUAAAAAUAGUUUCCAAUGCUAAAGAGUUUGAAUGUAUUUUUGUAACUUUUAGAGGGGGCAAUAAUCUUUAAGAUUAGCCGGGCAGUGGUAGUGCACACCUUUAAUCCCAGCACUUGGAAGGCAGAGGCAAGUGGAUCUCUGUGAGUUUGAGGCCACUCUGGGCUACAAAGUGAGUUCCAGAACAGAUUUUUACACAGAGAAAUCCUGUCUCAGAAAACAAAGAACUUAAGAGUUCACAUCUGGUUUGUUCUCUGGUCACAAGUUGAAAAGGUAAGUUUCCAUAAACUCUCCUUAAACCCCACGGUGUCCUAACACAGACUCCCUAGAGACUUUUCAGCAGCAUAAGAACCCAGAUUACUGUCUUGGGAACCCAACUUCCCAUUUUGGGGUCCCUUUGAUAAUGAGGUAUCUGAAGUUUGUUCCUUGGUGGCUUUGGCAAAUGAUGAGAAAGGAGUUGAUGAGAUUGUUGUUCUCUCCCUUGAGAACAUCUGGGGCUCUUGGGUUUGGCUAAUCACUUUGAGCACAGAGUUGGGUGCCUAGGAGGAAACCAAGGUGGGUGGAGAGGAACCAGUCCAUCUCCAGACAGCAGAGAGAUGGAAUUUGGAAGAACAGCUCCCGACGCUGAUUUGGGGCCAAACAAGUCAUUCUGGAAAGUUUAUGAUGAUUAAAACAACGAAACCUACAUCCUCAAAGGAAGUUGGGGCCCUUCUGCUUACCUGAGUCCUCAGAAGGACUUCAGGGUUCUUCUGCUUCCCUGCAUCCUCAGAAAGAAGUCAUGGCCUUUCUGCUUCAGUGAUCAGCCAUAGUUAGCAUGAUAAACAAUUUUUUCUUUUAUUGGAGUUUUUUGGCUUUUAAGGUUUUAUAUAUAUAUAUAUAUAUAUGAAAUUAUCCAACAACAUGAAAUCAUGAAAUAUAGUUUUGUGAUAGAGUAUGAUUCCAGAAUAUUUUAGAAGCCUAUUUUUCUGUGACUCAUGUUUAAAAAUGGGAAUUUGGAGUAAACAUGAAUGAAAUAAUUUUCAGUAUUGUACAUGAGAAGGUGAAGUUACCAGAAGACUAUUAAUUCUACUACCAUUCACUUUGUUUGCAAAUGUCUAUAUUAAUAAAAUUAUGUUAAUGAUU